Molecule: messenger RNA, 2115 nt
Organism: Hypomesus transpacificus
Lineage: Eukaryota; Metazoa; Chordata; Actinopteri; Osmeriformes; Osmeridae
Gene: gphra
Product: Golgi pH regulator
Exons: 14
Coding region: 219-1586 (455 amino acids)
Biological process (GO): intracellular pH reduction
Cellular component (GO): Golgi cisterna membrane
Molecular function (GO): voltage-gated monoatomic anion channel activity
Source: RefSeq, a predicted model, not a curated record
GAACAUGACGUAGAUGAAUUAUACUAGUCGAAAGUUGACAGCUCAGCAGCAGAAUGAGAAUCGGCUUCUUAAAAUGAUAUUUUCAGCUAAAUAUCACCUAUUUAACGUUUAUACUGAAUUUACCAUUUGAUCAUGAACUGACAUUCAAUUUUAAAACUUGGAACAGAAGUCACCUGCUUGAAUAUAGACUAGGUGGUGGUUUAUGAUCAGACAACAGAAUGUCGUUUGUCGUGGACUCAGUGAUCAUGUUCACCUCUCAGGUGUUGUUCUUUGGCUUUGGGUGGCUUUUCUUCAUGCGACAGCUGUUCAAGGAUUAUGAGGUGCGCCAGUAUGUUGUCCAAGUUGUCUUCUCGAUCACAUUCGCUUUCUCCUGCACAAUGUUCGAGCUCAUCAUCUUUGAAAUACUGGGUGCCUUGUGCAGUAGUUCCAGGUAUUUCCACUGGAAGUUGAAUUUAUAUGUAAUCCUCCUUGUGCUGAUCUUCGUAGUGCCUUUUUACAUUGGCUACUUUGUCGUCAGCAACAUACGCCUGUUGCAGAGACAGAAGCUGCUUUUUGCUUGUGUGGUCUGGUUCACCUUCAUGUACUUCUUCUGGAAGUUGGGGGAUCCUUUCCCCAUCCUCAGCCCCAAACAUGGCAUCCUGUCCAUCGAGCAGCUGAUUAGUCGUGUCGGAGUCAUUGGGGUCACCCUCAUGGCACUGCUGUCUGGCUUUGGUGCCGUCAACUGCCCUUACACCUACAUGUCCUACUUCCUCAGGAAUGUGACCGACAGUGACAUUCUGGCGCUGGAGAGGAGACUGCUGCAGACUAUGGACAUGAUUGUCAGCAAAAAGAAACGCAUUGCCAUGACACGGAGGCAGAUGUACCAGCGAGGGGAGGACCAGAACAAACAGACAGGAUUCUGGGGCAUGAUCAAGAGUGUCACCUCGUCACCAUCAGGCAGUGAGAACUUGUCUCUGAUCCAGCAGGAGGUAGAUGCUCUGGAGGAGCUGAGUAGACAGCUCUUCCUAGAGACAGUGGACCUGCAGUCCACCAAGGAGCGUAUAGAAUACUCCAAGACCUUCCAGGGAAAGUACUUUAACUUCCUGGGAUACUUCUUUUCCAUCUACUGCGUUUGGAAGAUAUUCAUGGCCACCAUCAACAUUGUGUUUGACCGCGUGGGGAAGACGGAUCCUGUGACCAGAGGAAUCGAGAUCACGGUCAACUACCUGGGCAUCCAGUUUGAUGUAAAGUUUUGGUCCCAGCAUAUCUCCUUCAUUCUUGUUGGCAUCAUCAUCGUCACUUCCAUCAGAGGCCUCCUCAUCACCCUCACCAAGUUCUUCUAUGCCAUAUCCAGCAGCAAGUCCUCCAAUGUCAUAGUGUUGGUCCUGGCCCAGAUCAUGGGGAUGUACUUUGUGUCGUCUGUGCUCCUCAUGCGUAUGAGCAUGCCCCUGGAGUACCGCUCCAUCGUCACGGAGGUCCUGGGAGAGCUCCAGUUCAACUUCUACCACCGCUGGUUCGACGUCAUCUUCCUUGUCAGUGCCCUCUCGAGCAUCCUCUUCCUCUACCUGGCCCACAAGCAGGCCCCCGAGAAGCACAUGACCCUCUGACUCCCCGGCUCCUGACUGCAAAUGUGUGACUUUUCACCCGGGAGAUGAUAGGUCCAGAACUGGGAGAGGAGAGGAGGCGAAACAGAGGAGAGAGAAUGUAUCGUGGCCUGUACUUCCUGAAUCAGGAAACCUAGGGAUUAGUCAGGUGAACGGCUUUCGGGUAGAGGUGGAACGCCCUCCUUGAAGAACAGGGUUGGAAUAGACUGUGGAGUAGGAAGGCCUGGAAUGACUCUACGGUGAAACCAUUUGAUAUCGCAACGUAACUAUUUGCAAGCACUUGAAGGUUCAGAGGAUCAAUAAGUGUGUCAUUGGGCUGUUAUCCUGUUGGCCAGAGAUCUGGUCUCCUUGCAUUGGUAUGUCAAAGCUGAUCACAGCCCCCCAGGAUCAAAUGUACACACACACACACACACACGCACGUACGUUUACUAUAUUACGGCUGCUAUAUGUGUCAGUGUGUGCCUAUGCCACUAAAACAGUACUGUCACACUGGUGGGAUGGUUACUCAAUAAACUUGUGUGGUCAUUCUUGA